GAGCGUGGAGCGGGGCCGAAGAAUCUUCCGCGCAUCGAGCCCGAGCCAGGGCCCGAGAGAGACGUUUGUUGUUGUUUCUGUCCGACCUGCGUCGGGAGAGGUCUUGAACGCGCGACGCUCCCUCCGUCCCCUCGUCCCUGCGCUCGAUCAGUCACUCACUCACUCGAUCAUUCAAGCCGAUCGAUCGAUCGGUCGGCGAGUGCCUCGUCGUCGUCGUCGUCGAUCGGAUACGGCCUAAGGCUGACGUGCGGCAAAAAUUGGGACGGCUUUUUGGAAGUAUUUGAAUUGUUGGGCGGGCGUCGGCCUUUUCUUGACGCAGAAAAAUGAGGAUUUGCGGGUUUUCUCGAGGUUUCAGUUUGUGAUGAAUUCGCUGUGUUGUUGGUUUGAGAGGGAGCUCGGCGGAGAAUUUGAGGAGGUGGCUUUGUAGGGGCGUUCAAGGCAGAGGUUGGAGAUUUUCAGGGGCCGCAGAUCAGAGCUGGGCGAUUCUGGUCCGCUUGAGGAAGAGAUGAAUUGGUGGCCGCGGAGCGGUUUUAGAGAGUUUUUCAUUCUAGGUUGAAUGGUGAGUAAGUCGGGCCGCUCGGGAUUUGAUUUAUGGAGGCGAUGAUUGCCGGUGUCACAGCUGGAGCUGCCGGUUCCUCGAGUGCGGAUCGGCCGCACCCAAAUUCGGAGGAAAAUUCACCUUAUGACUCACGCAAACCCCCUCCGUUAGAUGCUAAGCACUCGGAUGCGAGUAGCACCGGCGUCCCGGAAAUUAGAGAACCAAAUGUUGCGCAUACUCCCCCGCCAGGUGCAUUUCGAGCCACCGACCCGCCGACUUCUCAGAAAAAUCGGUUCCCUCCUCCCCAGAAGUCAAUGUACCCGACCAUCCGGCAGGCGAGCUCCUUCUCGUUUCCCUCGCCCGGCUCUCCCCUUCAUCCUCAGCUGAAUUUCUCUGUUUCCUCUCCCUCUCUGCCUUACUUUCCCGACAGCCCCGUCGAAUCGACUGCCAAGUAUCGACCCAGGACGAGGAGCCCAUCCGAUGGAGCAGACGUGAGAUGGUACUUCUGCAAGACUCCCCUUGGGCCCAACGAGGCAGCUGCAUCCGUGCCUCUUCUCGAGGUUGUUGGGAAAGGGGAGUAUUUCCGCUUCAGUGUUAGCGAUUCGUCGACGCUGGAAGCUGCUUUUCUUGAGCGGGAAGAGGAAUUGGUCUCAGCGUGGUGGAAGGAGUACGGUGAAAGUCGUGAAGGCCCCUCAAGUGCAGUUCCGAACUCUAGUGAUGUAGCCUCUCGUGAGAUCAGAGCGAGCCCUGAUCUCAAGAUAGCGGAUUCCAAUAGAUAUAAAUCAAGCAGAAGUUUUGAGACUGCAUAUGACGAUGACGAAAUUGUGGGAGUUAUCGUCAAGGGCGGACUUUAUGAGGUCGAUCUUCGUCAACGGCGAUGCUCUCCGGUUUAUUGGAGAGGGGACCACAGACGGGUCUUGCGAGGCCACUGGUUUGCUCUCAAAGGUGGUCUGGAUUGGCUGCCACUGCGAGAAGACAUAGCUGAACAGCUAGAAAUCGCCUACGUUAGUCAGAUAUGGAGAAGACGUCGCUUUCAGCCUUCCGGGCUGUUUGCAGCACGAGUGAACCUGCAUGGAGCUAGUGAGGGCCUGCACGCGCUAUUUACAGGAGAGGAUGAUUCAUGGGAGGCUUGGUUAUGUAUUGAUGCAAAUAGAGUUUCUCAAGUGCUUGGUCUGAGAGGUAGCGAUUUCAGACUACGCAGGGGUUUUGUUUUGCCGGAGUCAGCUCAGCCCACUCAAGAUGAAAUUAGACAACGUAAGGAAGAAGAGAUGGAUGACUACGCCUCCAAGGUGCCAGUUCGUCAUGUCGUAUUCAUGGUCCAUGGAAUCGGACAACGGCUACAGAGAGCAAAUCUAGUAGAUGAUGUUGGAACUUUCCGACACACUGUAUCAAUGUUAGCAGAACAACACCUCACGCAAUAUCAGCGCAAUUGCCAACGAGUGCUUUUUAUACCUUGUCAGUGGAGGAGGGGUCUAAAACUCGGUGGUGAAUCUGCAGUAGAAGAUUGCACACUAGAGGGUGUGCGAGCUUUACGGACUAUGCUUAGUGCCACUGUCCAUGACGUUUUGUACUAUAUGAGUCCUGUUUACUGCCAAGACAUCAUCGAUUCCGUUAGUCACUCGUUGAACAGACUCUACGGGAAGUUCAUAAAGCGCAAUCCCAACUACGAUGGAAAAGUUUCGAUUUAUGGACAUUCCUUGGGAAGCGUUCUCUCUUAUGACAUUCUUUGCCAUCAGAGAAAUUUGACCUCCCUUUUCCCCAUCAUUGAAGUCCGACCGGAGGUCAAGGCGGACAGCGUGGAUGGUUCUUCAGAUGGACAUAUUUCUGAAGGUGAUGAAACGCAAGUAGAAGAAAGUCCUAAACCUCAGGAAGAAGUCAUAGAGGUUGAUGAGAAUACGGGGGAGGUUGAUCAUUGUAUUGAAGGAGCCAAUUCUGAUAAUGGUGAUACAUUAUCAGAAGAAGUUCCUACCGGUCCAGAAGGUGAUGUUGAAGAGAAAACCCCGAACAGUUAUACAGAGACCGAUGUAAGUCACCAAAGUGCAGAAGAGGAAAAUCCUCAAACCAGCGGUGAGCAGCCGGCAGAUAGACCAAGCGAGAACGCCUCAAUAAACCAUGACCAAACUGGGGCUCUUACUCAUGCUCAGAAAGUUGAUGCACUGGUGACUGACUUCAAAGAGGAGACCGAGAAGACAGAGCUUGAAGCAUUGAGGGAAGAAGUGAAACUGCUGCGAGAAAAGCUUGUAGCACUGACAGCAGAUCAAGCUCCUGUGGAUGAAUUAAGGUCAAUGCCCAUUGUGCCUGUCAGCGCUGGCGGAGCUAGUGUUAGUUUAGAAGAAUCUGAAAGACAUGAUAGCGACGGAGAGGAAAAACGUGUUACUGGUGACCAUACUGAGCAAUGCGAUGAUGUUAGGUCUCAUGCUUCAGAAACUCACGACUCCAAUGCUGAAAUGGGACCAGGUGAUGGUCCAUCAGAGGCAAACUAUCAAAAGGAUGAUGCAGGGCCAAGUCAGCUGGAGAGCAGAAGUAGUUCAAAGAAGACGUACACUCCUUUUAUAUCUUACACCAAGCUUGAUUUUCAGGUUGAUACGUUUUAUGCCGUUGGCUCCCCUCUUGGAGUGUUUUUGUCACUCCGCAACAUACGUCUCGGCAUAGGAGCCGGCCAAGAAUACUGGAACGAUGACGGUGUUGAAGAGGAGAUGCCAGACGUUCGCCAAAUGAUGAACAUAUUUCACCCCUACGAUCCAGUUGCUUACAGGAUUGAACCUCUAGUCUGUAGAGAGUUUGUGCAAAAGCGGCCCACUUUUAUACCCUAUCAUAAAGGAGGAAAGCGGUUGCAUAUUGGGAUGCAGGAAUUUGGUGAGGAUUUGUCAGCUCGCUCAAGGGCAAUCGUGGAUUCCUUGAGCUCUGUAGGGACCCGCAUGGCGAGUGCUUUUUCUUCAAGUGCAGCUGAGACACAAGAUGAUGAGAAUCUGGAGGUGGAGAAAAAGGAGAAAACAUAUGGUGAAUUAAUGAUGGAGAGAUUGACAGGAGGUCCUGAUGGCCGCAUGGAUUACAUGCUACAGGACGCAACCUUUGAACAUCAGUAUAUAUCAGUGAUCAGCUCACAUACAGCCUAUUGGCAUGACUUGGACACAGCCUUGUUUAUCUUGAGGCACCUGUAUAAGGAUAUACCAGACGAACCUCCUCCCGUCAAUCUUCAUCCAGAAGGGAUCGAUGAAACGACUGGUUUGAGACCGAUCACAGAAGAAUCGGAUGGAUGUGACAUUCCCGAUCUCAUAGCACCUACUGCAGCCAGCAAGCUGCAAGAUGAUUCUGAUCCUGACGAUCUUCCUUUAACAUUUGCUGGCAAAGAAGGAAUUGUGGCCAUCCUGGACAAGGUGAAGAUAGUCAAGCCAGAUUUCAAGUUGUAUACAGCACCUGAUAGUUAAUUCAAUAUAUGCAGGCCCUCAAAGGAAGGGUCUUCAGUGUAGAUACGAAAUUGGAAGAGCAGUCCAAAGCAAUUAAAUGGCUCAUGUGAAAGGUCAGAUGUUCUCGUCGUCGUCGUGACCUUGUAGGCUAUAGAAGGAUUCAUACUUAGGAUUAAUUCACGACAGAAAUAUACACAGCUACUUCUGUUAUGCGCUGACAUUUCUUGACCCUUCGGAUCGGCUCGGCUCAGUAGCCUUUGUACAGUCAAGAGUACCACGGCCCUCUUGGGUCCGCCCAUCAUUUAAUACAUCGUCUUUCGACUGUGUGCGGAGAACGACUCG
Messenger RNA from Marchantia polymorpha subsp. ruderalis, 4287 nucleotides. The record is from the annotation of a GenBank genome assembly. NCBI's taxonomy places the organism in Eukaryota, Viridiplantae, Streptophyta, Marchantiopsida, Marchantiales, Marchantiaceae.